CCGGCUGCGCUCGUGCUUGUGCGGCUCGUGUGUGUUUAUGUUUUAUGUCCGUCUGGACCGUCUGCAUCGCUAACGACGCUAGCGUUGCCGCAAACGGUGAUCUCUCUUUGCUGAUUUUCUCAAUAUUUGGCAACUGAAGUUCCAUAAAUCCUUUCACGAUGGCGACAAUGCCCAUGAACCCGAAACCUUUCCUCAACAGCCUCACUGGCAAACCUGUGAUGGUGAAGCUCAAAUGGGGCCACGAAUACAAAGGAUAUUUGGUAUCUGUUGAUGGUUACAUGAAUCUGCAGCUGGCCAACACAGAAGAGUAUAUAGACCACGUCUGCACCGGCAACUUGGGUGAAGUUCUGGUGAGGUGUAACAACGUCUUGUAUAUCAGAGGAAUGGACGAAGAAGACGAGGAUGGUGAAAUGAGAGAGUGAUGUAAUUGAGACUUUCUGAGCGCAUGGUCAUGUGAGUGAAUUUGGAAAUUUAGGUUUCGUUUUCAACUUGAUGUAAAUUAUGCAUUAUUUUUACUUAAUUCCCCCGGGAGUGAAUAAAACUAACUUCGACAAGCAAAAUCAAAUUAAAUUUAUUUUAUUAAAUUCAAUUAAUUUAUUAAUUCUCUCACAAAAAAAAAGAUUGCAAUAAAAGAUAUCCAUAACUGAAUACUUCUCUUUGUGUGAAAACAGCAUCUUUUAAAAAAAAAAAAACAAACAAACAAACAAAUGUUGGCGCUGGAAAAAAAAGUUAUUUUAUGCCAUCAAGUUUCAGUCUUUCAAUCAAGUUUCGCAUUGUAUUCGAACCAAUGGAGUUUUGCACUGUACAGAAGCAGAUGGAAAAGAGUAGAGAUGAAUAUUUAUUUUAACUUUUUACACAUAAUUUACAAACACCUAUAUUGUGUUUUUAUCUCCUAGCAAGCAUUCUUCUUUUAAUUUCACUGCAGUGACUUAAGUCGCCAUAAUCAGAAGUCACCAGAUUGCAUAAAAUCUCCUCCUUGCACCUGAAGUCACAACCUUUCUUCAUUGAAGUAUCUCCUCUUUUUACAGUAAUCC
Molecule: messenger RNA, 1034 nt
Organism: Neocloeon triangulifer
Lineage: Eukaryota; Metazoa; Arthropoda; Insecta; Ephemeroptera; Baetidae
Gene: SmF
Product: small nuclear ribonucleoprotein F
Exons: 3
Coding region: 159-422 (87 amino acids)
Biological process (GO): spliceosomal snRNP assembly; mRNA splicing, via spliceosome
Cellular component (GO): catalytic step 2 spliceosome; U1 snRNP
Molecular function (GO): RNA binding
Source: RefSeq, a predicted model, not a curated record